This is a messenger RNA of Sceloporus undulatus (fence lizard), 1926 nucleotides long. RefSeq names its product gastrula zinc finger protein XlCGF26.1-like. The record is from RefSeq and is a predicted model, not a curated record. Gene Ontology annotation, biological process: negative regulation of transcription by RNA polymerase II. NCBI's taxonomy places the organism in Eukaryota, Metazoa, Chordata, Lepidosauria, Squamata, Phrynosomatidae. The transcript is spliced from 6 exons. Gene Ontology annotation, molecular function: DNA-binding transcription repressor activity, RNA polymerase II-specific. Bases 14 to 1906 code for a protein of 630 amino acids.
CCGUUUCCAAGCCAUGGCGACCUUGAGCUCCAGGACCAGUUCAUUGUGCUGGUUAUAUCUUGAAAAGCUCCGUCUGGAGGAGGAAGAGGAGCAGGUCUUGUUUGUGAAAGAGAUGGCUGAGAAGGAGAAGGGUCCUUUUGAAUCCAGUCAAAUGCAGUGGCCCAAGUGGAUCACACAGGAAGAAUGCUCCAGUACACCAUGUGGAGUUGAGCUGAGUGGAGAAGGAAUGUCCUCCUCAAGGAGAGGCAGCAUAAGGACUGAGCCUAAGUGUACAAGGACAUCUCUUCACCCUGAUGGACUCAGAACACCUUCUGGGAGGCUAGAUCAGGUGACCUUUGAGGAUGUGGCUGUGGAUUUCACAGAGGAGGAGUGGGCCCUGCUGGAUCCAGGCCAAAAGGCCCUUUAUUGGGAAGUGAUGGAGGAGAUUCUGGGGACCCUGUCCUCUCUGAGCAGUAAUGGACAACUAAAAAAGUGUCAUAAGAAACCAUGCCAAGCAUUGAUGCAAAGAGACCUGUGCAAACAGACAAAAGAGAAGGAAAUGAAAACUGACGCAGAAAACGAGUGGAGAGCCAUAAUCCAAGGAAGAAUACAGAAACAAAAGAAAAGAAGUAAAUAUCUUUGCCUUGACCACGACAGAAGGUUCAGUUCUAAAGCAACUUUUAUUCUUCGCAGGAGAAUUCACACAAAAGGGAAAUCAUUCAAAGGUGGUGAGUGUGGAAACACCUCCAGUUUUAUUUCAGUUAAACAAGUUAACAGAAGAAUGAGACCAUUCAAAUGCCUAGAGUGUGGAAAAGCUUUCGCUCAGAAGCCAGUCCUCACUCGUCACCAAAUAACUCACACAGGAGAGAAACCCUUUAAAUGCCUGGAGUGUGGAAAAGCUUUCGCUCACAAGACAGACCUCACUCGUCACCAAGUGACUCAUGCAGGAGAGAAACCCUUUAAGUGCCUGGAGUGUGGAAAAGGUUUCGCUCAGAAGGCAGUCCUCACUCGUCACCAAGUAACUCACACAGGGGAGAAACCCUUUAAAUGCCUGGAGUGUGGAAAAGUUUUCACUCAGAAGACAGACCUCACUCGUCACCAAGUAACUCACACAGGGGAGAAACCCUUUAAAUGCCUGGAGUGUGGAAAAGGUUUCAUUCAGAAGAGAGGCCUCUCUUCUCACCAAGUAACUCACAGAGGAGAGAAACCUUUCAAAUGCCUGGAGUGUGGAAAAGGUUUUGCUCAGAAGACAGACCUCACUCGUCACCAAUCAACUCACACAGGAGAGAAACGAUUUAAAUGCCUUGAGUGUGGAAAAGAUUUCACUCUGAAGAGAGACCUCACUCGUCACCAAGUAACUCACACAGGAGAGAAACCCUUUAAAUGCCUGGAGUGUGGAAAAGGUUUCACUCAGAAGGCAGUCCUCACUCGUCACCAAGUAACUCACACAGGACAGAAACCCUUUAAAUGCCUGGAGUGUGGAAAAGUUUUCACUCAGAAGACAGACCUCACUCGUCACCAAGUAACUCACACAGGGGAGAAACCCUUUAAAUGCCUAGAGUGUGGAAAAGGUUUUACCCGGAAGACAGACCUCUCUUCUCACCAAGCAACUCACACAGGAGAGAAACCUUUUAAAUGCCUGGAGUGUGAAAAAGGUUUCACCCGGAAGACAGACUUCACGCGUCACCAAGCAACUCACACAGGAGAGAAACCCUUUAAAUGCCUGGAGUGUGGAAAAUGUUUCGCUCAGAAGACAUACCUCUCUUGUCACCAAGCAACUCACACAAGACAGAAACCCUUUAAAUGCCUGGGGUGUGGAAAAUGUUUCGCUCGGAAGGCACACCUAUCUUUUCACCAAGUAACUCACACAGGAGAGAAACCCUUUAAAUGCCUGGAGUAUGGAAAAGGUUAUACUAGAAAGACAUAGCUCACCUAUCAUAAAAAAAC